Sphaeroforma arctica JP610 is the source of this 207-nucleotide messenger RNA. RefSeq lists its product as hypothetical. Gene Ontology annotation, cellular component: plasma membrane. The annotation marks the transcript as partial. The record is from RefSeq and is a predicted model, not a curated record. The transcript is spliced from 2 exons. Lineage: Eukaryota; Ichthyosporea; Ichthyophonida.
GUGGUAAGACGACCUUCCUGAACAUUCUUGCCGAUCGCCAACCAGCCGGUGGCGUUGUGACGGGUGACAUCCGUGUCAAUGGGGCGCAGCGGGGCAUCUACUACAAACGACAGGCGGCCUAUGUGAUGCAGUUUGAUGCGCUCUUUCCCUUUCUGACGGUACGAGAGCAUCUGCAGUACGUGGCUAGUCUACGCCUGGAACCCUCGG